Molecule: messenger RNA, 1044 nt
Organism: Sphenostylis stenocarpa
Lineage: Eukaryota; Viridiplantae; Streptophyta; Magnoliopsida; Fabales; Fabaceae
Source: the annotation of a GenBank genome assembly
AUGGGUGAAGAAGAAAAACAAGAAGCAACCAAAACUGAGUCUAAACCAGAGGAAAAUCCAGCAGAAGAGAAUAGAGGGAAACAAGAAAAAAACUCAGCAGAGGAGAAGAAAGAAUCUAAACCAUCAUCUCCGUGUGUGUUGUUUGUUGACUUACAUUGUAUAGGAUGCGCCAAGAAAAUUAAAAAAUAUAUUAUGAAAAUGAGAGGAGUUGAGGCAGUGGUGAUUGACAUGGCUAAAAAUGAAGUGACCAUAAGAGGAAUAGUGGAGCCUCAAGCAAUCUGCAACAUAAUUACUAAGAAAACAAAGAAAAGAGCACAAGUUAUAUCACCACUGCCAGCACCAGAAGGAGAACCUCUACCAAAAGUUGUUACUUCUCAGGCUAGUGAACCAGUUACUGUGGAACUUAUCUUAAACAUGCAUUGUGAGGCCUGUGCUCAGCAGCUCAAGCGGAAGAUACUCAAAAUGAGAGGAGUUCAAACAGCAAUGGCAGAGUUUAGUACAGGGAAGGUUAUUGUGAGAGGGACCAUGGAUGCAAACAAGCUAGUGGAUUAUGUUUAUAGACGCACCAAAAAACAGGUCAAAAUAGUUCCCCAGCCAGAACCAGAACCAAAACCAGAACCAGAACCAGAACCUGAACAUGAACCAGAACCAGAACCAGAAAAGAAAGAAGAAAAGAAAGAAUUAGAGAACCCUGGAGCAGAAGAGACCAAACCUGUAGAGGAUAAAGAAGAAAACGAGGAGAAGAAAGAAGAGGAGAAACCGUCAGAGGAACCUAAGAAAGAAGAAGAGAAACCAGCGGAGGAGGCAAAGAAAGAAGAAGGUGGCAAUGAUGACAGUAAAAAAGAGAAAGGCAUUGAAGAAGAAGCAGCGAAGAAAGAAGUGGUUGGUGAUGAGAAUGGAGUGGUGGUUAACGUUAACGUUGAUGAUGAAAGCAUGAAGAGGAUGAUGUACUAUUACUCUUACCCACCACUCUAUGUCAUUGAACCAACCCCACCCCCUCAGCUAUUCAGUGAUGAAAAUCCCAAUGCAUGCUGCAUUUCCUGA